GGUUGCCUUGGAGUUGCAAAUAUUCACGCACAUAUCCUCUUUCAUUCUCCUUGCCGGUCCCCCGUUCUACUUGCCAGGAUGUAUUCCUGGUCCUUGGCUGCGUCCUUGGUGACUCUUCUGCUCACCCAGGAGGCACGGGCGCACUUCAACCUGAACUAUCCCGAGACAAUUGGCUUUGAGGACGGGGCUCAGCAUGACGGUCCUUGUGGUGGUUUCACGCCUGACUUCUCCAAGGAUGACGUGACCGACUUCUACGUCGGAGGAGACUCUAUCGCCACUCUCACCACCCACGCCGAGGGCAACUGGCUCUACCGCAUCACGUUGGACGAGUCGGCCAGGGGUAACUGGACUCAGAUCUACCCCAUUGUGCGCCAGACCGGCCUCGGCGCCUUUUGCGAGCCCCGAGUCACCGUCCCUGAGGAGUUCAUCGGCCACACCGGCGUCCUGGGCGUCGUGUCAAACACGCCCGACGAGGUCCUCUACCAGUGUGCCUCGGUCAAGUUCGUAGAUGGUAGCAAUGACGCCCCGAAGGCUUGCAAAAAUGCCUCGGACGUAACCGCUACAUUCUCGUCCGACUCCAAACUCACUGCCAUGGUCGGCAAUGACACCAAUGAUGCUUCUACGACCCCAUCCGGAACCGCGUCGCACGACCACCCAUCCGAGACCAGCAGUGAGCCCAACGGUGCCUUGGGGAGAAGCUCUCUGACAGACUUGUCCCUGCCCUUCAGCAUCGUGGCUGUGCUGGGAUUGUGCCUCGCUUACCUACUGUAA
This is a messenger RNA of Fusarium falciforme, 771 nucleotides long. RefSeq lists its product as hypothetical. NCBI's taxonomy places the organism in Eukaryota, Fungi, Ascomycota, Sordariomycetes, Hypocreales, Nectriaceae. The record is from RefSeq and is a predicted model, not a curated record. The coding region runs from base 79 to 771 and encodes 230 amino acids. The transcript has 2 exons.